Molecule: messenger RNA, 4521 nt
Organism: Oncorhynchus masou masou (cherry salmon)
Lineage: Eukaryota; Metazoa; Chordata; Actinopteri; Salmoniformes; Salmonidae
Exons: 16
Coding region: 397-3363 (988 amino acids)
Source: RefSeq, a predicted model, not a curated record
AACCUGCAUGACGUGGUUCCCCAUCCCUUCCACUUCCUGAAAAAACAUGCAAGACAGAAAGAGCGACUUGAGAAAGACAGAAAAUCUACAAGGGGGACACGGUUUAGAAGACAGAGAAACUUGGCUGGGGGUUUUUUCUUCUUCUUUUUUUAACUUCACAACUGCCUCUUCAGGAUCCGUUACGUCAAACAAUAUUGAUGACUGACCAGUUUGAGGAGCGAUGAAGAGCUCCCUGUCAACUGUAAAAUGCGAUGAGAGAAGUUGAACUGUGAAUGGUUUGAGACCUGUGGGCAAAGACAUAACAAUCAGUCGUAGGCUACAUUCCCCUCAUCUGCUUCUCGAGUCGUAAGAGUAGGCCUACACCCUCAUCAUUACAGCCAGACAGGACACACUACCAUGGAGGAUAUCACCCUGACCAAGUGGUUUAAGGUGAAAGAAUACGACCAGAAGAGUGAGCAGCGGUCAGAGAAACACAAGGGACUACGGGGACGCAACAACGUUACUUCCUGUCGGAGCCCAACCAGAGAACUGGACACACGGUGGAUCAAGAAGGAGCUGAGGCGGAAGAGACAGCAGGAAUUCAAUAUAAGACGAUCAGUCAGCCCAGAAAGGGCCAAAGACUCUGCGAAGUUCAAGGACGACAGUUGUGUCAUCUGUGACGAAGCGAAGACAGAGUCUUUGCAGUGUAACAUCAAUUGGCCUAUGUCCCCUGGGCUUAUGUCCAAUGUAAGGCCAUUGACAAUGGUUCGAAGAAUAAAGACGUCCACAGAUGACCUGGACAACAGUGAAUGGGCCUCAAUAUGGAAAAACGAGAAGAGCAGUACUAGAACACUAGAGGCAGUUUCCUCCACCUUCACCACCUCGACCAGAGAACCACCCACCUCCACCCCAACCACCUGCACCUUGACCAGAGAACCACACAUCUCCACCCCAACCAUCUGCACCUCGACCAGAGAACCACCCAUCUCCACCCCAACCAUCUGCACCUCGACCAGAGAACCACCCACCUCCACCCCAACCAUCUGCACCUCGACCAGAGAACCACCCACCUCCACCCCAACCAUCUGCACCUCGACCAGAGAACCACCCACCUCCACCCCAACCAUCUGCACCUCAACCAGAGAACCACCCACCUCCACCCCAACCAUCUGCACCUCGACCAGAGAACCACCCAUCUCCACCCCAACCAUCUGCACCUCGACCAGAGAACCACCCAUCUCCACCCCAACCAUCUGCACCUCAACCAGAGAACCACCCACCUCCACCCCAACCAUCUGCACCUCGACCAGAGAACCACCCAUCUCCACCCCAACCAUCUGCACCUCGACCAGAGAACCACCCAUCUCCACCCCAACCAUCUGCACCUCGACCAGAGAACCACCCAUCUCCACCCCAACCUCCACCCUGAAGACGUCCACCCCGAGCAGAGAACUAGUCCAGCCCAGGAAAAAAGCCUUGACAAAACAACCAUCCACCCCCACCACUACGUCCACCCCUACCUCCACCCCUACGUCCACCCCUACCUCCACCCCUACGUCCACCCCUACCUCCACCCCUACGUCCACCCCUGCGUCCACCCCUACCUCCACCCCUACGUCCACCCCUACGUCCACCCCUACCUCCACCCCUACCUCCACCCCUACGUCCACCCCUACCUCCACCCCUACCUCCACCCCUACGUCCACCCCUACCUCCAACCCUACCUCCACCCCUACCUCCACCCCUACCUCCACCCCAACCUCCACCCCGAGCAGAGAUCUAGUCCAGCCCAGGAAAAAAGCCUCCACGAAAAAAGAAAAGGGCAUCCUGGAGGGUACAGGAGGUAAGAAGACACAGCAAGAAGCCAACACACAAACAGAGUCUGGCUAUGUUACCGUCAAAGAAUCUGAAGUUAUUCAGCUGGAUGUUUACUUGCAGGAGGCUCUAUGGAGAGAGGAGAGCCUGAAGAAGAAGUUGGCUGUUCUCCAGAAGCGUGGCUCCACCCUGCUGCGAUACUCUGACCACCUAUGGGCUACAAGCUGCAACGAAGACCUCCUAAAGCACAAGAUCAGAGCAUUAGAAACACAGCUGCAAGUCUGUCUGCAGAAACAGAAGCUCCCCUUGGAUGGAGGGAAGAAGCUAGUGCUACAGAUGGAGAACCAGAAGGGAGCGUAUGAGGAGAAAGCCUUGGUGUUCAUCCAGAGGGCUACAGAGGAGAAAAGGGAAGCUCUCCAUCAGGCCGAGACACUCGAGAUGUUGCUGCAGGCAGCCAGGGUGGAAGCAGCGCAGUGGCAGGGUCUGUGUGAGGAAAUGAAGGAGAGCUCAGAACAGCUGAAGAAGAAACAGGAGCUCAGCUCUGAACAGGUUCUACAUCUGCAGAACCAACUGGAGCUGGCCAGGGGUCAGGAGGCGGGGCUGAGGGAGGAGCUGGGGGCAGUACAGCGAGUGGAGGAGGAGUUACAGUCCAACAUUGUUCUGCUGGAAGAACAGAACCAGAACCUGAGAGACCAGAUCCAUGAGAUGAGAGAUGCCAGAGCUAAUACUCAGGAGGUGUCCCUGGAUGAAUCCCUGGCCCAGUUGGAUGUGUCUCUGGAGCAGUCGGAGGAGGAGGAGGAGACCCUGGCCCAGCUGGAGCGGACCCUGGCCCAGUUGGAUGUGUCUCUGGAGCAGUCGGAGGAGGAGGAGGAGACCCUGGCCCAGCUGGAGCGGACCCUGGCCCAGUUGGAUGUGUCUCUGGAGCAGGAGGAGGAGGAGGAGACCCUGGCCCAGUUGGAUGUGUCUCUGGAGCAGUCAGAGGAGGAGGAGACCCUGGCCCAGUUGGAUGUGUCUCUGGAGCAGGAGGAGGAGACCCUGGCCCAGUUGGAUGUGUCUCUGGAGCAGUCGGAGGAGGAGGAGACCCUGGCCCAGCUGGAGCGGACCCUGGCCCAGCUGGAUGUGUCUCUGGAGCAGUCGGAGGAGGAGCUGAUUGUAUCGUCACAGCAGAAGCAGCUAUCAUGGGGAGAUGGAGAUCAGGUUCUGGAGCAGCUCCGUCACGCUCUGGACCGAUUACAGCUGAAGGAGAGGGAGUGUGAGGAGCUGCAGAACGAUCUGGAAGCCGUGGAGGCAGAGUGCCAGUCGUGCCAGGUCCGUCUGACGCAGUGCAGGGACGAACUCCGACAGCUCAGCCACCGACGCAGCAGCAGGAAGCCCUGUGUCUCGUGGAUAUGGCUCUGUGUUCUACUACCACUGCUCCUGUCCAUGGUGGCGGUGGCCAUCUUGUGGGCGUGGCAUCCUCCCUUCAAGGACCAAGUCCAGGACCUGUACUCAGCUGUAGAGGAACACAUGGAGGACUAUCUAAUGCAGGCCGCCUCUCCACAACACGUUGGCUGCUUCAGGCCUGUCUGACCACAGCACUAGCCUGAGUCCCACAUCGGUUUGGGCUCUCCUGCCAACUCUUAGACAUUGGACUUGACAAGACAGUACAAAGAGAUCUGGGACUCAGGCUACCACAGCUCAGGUUUAUGAUUUAUAGUUUGAUUGAGUUUGUUUUGUGUAUAUUAUGAAUUUUUGUUAAGGUAUUAUUAAUUUAUUUUUAACAAAAAAAUCUAGCAAAAACAAUCCAAAUGAUAAAAGACAAAACAAUCUAUUAAUUUAAUUUAUAUUUAUACCUCAGAACCUUUGUGUGCCUUUAUAGAUGAAUUGAGAAUGACAACUAAGAAUUAGUUGCUUUUGAUUUCAACUUUGAAGUAGUCUCUCUGCAGAUAUAGUUUGAUUGACUUUAACAUGAAUGUUUACAAUGUUACACAUUACACAAACUUUGGGAUACAAAUAACAAUUUACUGCCUAUCAGUGGAGGCUGCUGAGAGGAGGACGGUUCAUAGUAAAGACUGGAAUGGAGUCAAUGGAAUGGAAUCAAACCACAUGUUUGACUCCAUUCCAUUGAUUCCAUUCCAUUGACUCCAUUCCAUUGACUCCAUUCCAUUGAUUCCAUUCCAUUGAUUCCAUUCCAUUGAUUCCAUUCCAUUGAUUCCAUUCCAUUGACUCCAUUCCAUUGACUCCAUUCCAUUGACUCCAUUCCAUUGACUCCAUUCCAUUGAUUCCAUUCCAUUCCAUUGACUCCAUUCCAUUGACUCCAUUCCAGUCUUUACUAUGAGGGGCGGGGCGGCAGGGUAGCCUAGUGGUUAGAGCGUUGGACUAGUAACCAAAAGGUUUGUUUGUUCAAAUCCCCGAGCUGACAAGGUACAAAUCUGUCAUUCUGCCCCUGAACAGGCAGUUAACCCACUGUGCCUAGGCCAUCAUUGAAAAUAAGAAUUUGUUCUUAACUGACUUGCCUAGUAAAAUAAAGGUAAAAAAAUAAAUACAAAUAAAUAAAUAAAUGAACCUUCCUCCACUCAGCAGCCUCCAACGCUGCCUAUGCAUCAUUACGUAAAGAUUGUUCAAUAUCUGUGUUUGAAAUUAUUAUAUUUGACUAAUGCACCUCAUAUUUUUGUUGGACACCAAAAAAUUGUGCAGAUCAUGAAAAUCGUGAGAUAAGUAUCACAAUAAAUAUUCUGUUUUGUGUCA